Messenger RNA from Geodia barretti, 3340 nucleotides. Lineage: Eukaryota; Metazoa; Porifera; Demospongiae; Tetractinellida; Geodiidae. The record is from the annotation of a GenBank genome assembly.
CCACACUGUGACACUAGUCUGUCUUCAUCAUCGUCUCAACUUCCCUCACAGCAAAACCAACCUGAGCGUCGUCCUACCACUUCCCUUUCUUAUCCCUCUAACCAUCCAACCUAUUACAGCCUACCUCCACAAGUUCCCACUUACCAACCAGCCAAUUAUCUCUCACCACCACAAGUAGCAAAUUCAGGUCUUCCUCCUCCUCUUCCUCAGUAUCUCAACCAGGGUCUUCCAUACAGCAGUUAUCCACAUCACAGCAUGCAACAGCGUCCACCUCAUAAUCUCCCCCACCACCAUACUACACACCCACCUAUCAAUGUGCAGGAAAUGUCUGUUGUAGGUGGCCAAACAAAUCCAUCUCAGCCACCAGUACCCACUGCAGCUAACCCUACAGUAGCAGCUCCACCACAAACCUCAGCUGUAGCUAGUCAGACAAACCAACAUCUUGGAUAUCCUCAACCACCAGGACCCUACAUCUUUCCACACCAACCCUCUACCCCUACAUUUCAACCUCAGUCCAUACCUCAACACCUAAACCAAGGUCCCUUUUACAACCCAUUUCCAUAUCAUCCACUCCCACCACAAUAUCUCCCACAGCAGUCUCAUGCACACAUCCCUCCUACUCCUACUAACCUUCCCUAUACCUACUUCCCUCUGCCAUACCAACAUGGCCCACCUCCACAAAUAGCAACCUCUGCAGUCUCCCCACACAAUGUCCCAGAGACUGGUGCCCCUGCUGCCAAGAGACCUAGAGAACAGUCACCAGUGAGGCCACACCCCCAGCCUCACCCACUCCCCAUCCAACAACAGCCUUCUUCAACAAUUCAGAGGAAACCACCACUAGUCACUAAGUACAUUGACUAUGUGAGGACAGUGUACAGAAAGAGUGAGGUAGAGAGAGAUACACAUACUGUAAAAUGGCCCCCAACUCCCAGUAAGGUCUACAUCAAUCUGGUAUGUAUAGACCGUGAUAAGGUUACUAGUGGGCGAAGGAGUGAAUACGAAGAGGUGACAAAGGCUAUGGUUCGAUAUGGUGAUGUUGAUGUUGUACAUGGCAAAAAGUGGCCAAUUGACUUUAAUGAAAUAGCAGCUGGAAUUCCUGAUAUUGGUCUAGAGCAAGUAGUACUAGUCGAAGGUGCUCCAGGUGUGGGCAAGUCAACAUUUGCAUGGGAGUACUGUAGGAGGUGGGAGAGAGGGGAGAUAUCUCAGCAGUACCAGUUGGUCCUACUUCUCAGACUCAGAGAUGAGAGAAUGAGCAAAGCCAAGACUCUCAGUGAUCUAAUCAUGCAUGAUUCGGAAGAUGUACGUCAAGCAGUAACUGCUGAUCUGGAGAUUAGUCAUGGUUCAAAAACACUAAUCCUACUAGAAGGGUUUGACGAGCUUCCAGACACCUGUCGUACUCCACAGUCUAUAUUCCUUCGACUUGUAUGUGGUGAGCUAUUGCCGCUGGCUACUGUGAUGGUCACUAGUCGACCUUGGGCUACAGGAAUGUUUCUUAAGCGUUACAAGCAUCGUUUGCUCCAACAUAUUGAGAUAAUGGGCUUUACUAAUCAACAAAUAUCAGAAUAUAUAAAGAGUGCCUUACCUGAGAAUGACGCUAAGGACCUGGAGUCUUAUGUUAAGAAUCGUCCUCAGAUCAGAGGCUGCAUGUACAUCCCUUUGAACAGUGCUAUUGUGGUGACAGUAUAUCAGGACAGACAGGCCAGCGAGUGUCCUCUGCCUACAAUACUAACUGAACUAUACACUGCUCUCGCACAAAUACUGCUAGUUCGAUACCUACAUGGUCAUCCCGAGCUGGAGAAAGGCAGUCAAUGUAUAGGGAUUUUUAAAGACCUACUUGUCCCAUGUAGAGUACAGACAAACUUUGCUGAGCUAUGUAAAUUAGCAUACAGAGGCAUUGUAGGGGAAAGGCAUCAGGUACAACUGAUAUUCAAAGAGUCAGAGCUACCAGCAGACUUUGACAAUCUUGGGUUCAUGGACUCUGUCACUGAGCUCUAUGUAACUCGUGGGACAGUCUCGUCCCACAACUUCCUACAUCUGACAUUUCAGGAGUUCUUUGCUGCAGUCCACAUCUCUACCAUGUCACCACCAGACCAAAUGAUACACUUCCAGAGACACAAGGAUGGUAGGUUGAAUCCAGUGCUGAGAUUUCUGGCUGGAAUCACUAAGUUAAGCUGUUUUUCUAGUGAAGGUGCUCAACACACAUUUCUCCAUUCUACAACUACAACUGAUCAUUACAGCCAUAAAUGUGACAUCGAAGUUGAUAGUCAAUUUGUAAACUGGAUGUUUGAAACGCAGAGCAAAAACGUCAGUGCACCUCUCAAUGUGAAACAUGGCACUGGACCAUUAACAAUUGAGUUCAAAGGCGGCUGGUCAAUGUUACCAAUGGACUACUACUCUCUGGGUUACUGCAUAGGCCACAGUGAGUGUCAGUGGGUGUUGGAUCUUGUUGACGUUGAAGAUUUUGAUACAGAAAUGAUAGAAAUUCUGAUGACCGGAGCUAAACUCAGGUCUGACACUUGUGGAAGAGUGGUGGGUUUUAUAGGUGGGGUUGAAGAGUAUUCGACCUCUCUUAACACUGAGAAUAUUGCUAAACUUUUUAUUCAGUUGAAGAGUAUUCUUAAUCUUCAUGAGUUAUCUCUACCACUCUCAGUACCGUGCAAUGACUUCCCAUGGCCAGACCUCUCCUCACUACGAAUACUAACAAUACAUUUUCAAAUGAGAGAAUUGGCAUUACACACAUUAUUACCACCCCUCAAACUGGUGUCCUUAACUCUUAACGGCGAUCACCAGGAACCUUGUGCGCUACAAAGUAACGAUUGUGAGGCUGUUGGCAGCUACAUCAGGACUGCAACCACUCUUAAGGAAUUGACAUUAAAGAAUGUAACUGUGAAUGAAGAAGGGAUGGAGGUCAUUACUAGGGCAUUGGCUAGUAGUCCACUGUCACUGGAGACACUCAGACUGAAUGGAGAAACACUGGUAGAAAGUUUUUCAUUUACUGACACAGCUGCAGACUAUCUGGCACAAUUCAUCAGGAACUCCACUACACUGCAGUAUCUUUUAUUAAUCGGGUGUAAGUUCAGGGUUGGUGGAAUACGAGUACUGGCCCAGGCUCUACACUAUACCUUCCCACUGAAAGAGAAGCAUUUGAAUGAUUUCGGGGUGACUUUUGAUGAUGGAAGAGAUAAAGAGGACUUGGAAGAAGUAUUAAGAGCCUUUCCAGACAUGAGAGAUACAUUAUAUACAUGGUAACAACAGCAAGAAUAAGUACACCAUUGCUUUACAACAUGUUGUGUACUAGCAACAACAUAGCAAUGCACCUGUACAUACAUCGUCAAUAAUG